ACUCUCAUUUAAGCAUCAGUCGCGUCUGUGCCGUUCUACGCGGAAUAAGUAAACAGGACUUACUGUAUAUAUGUGCGCAAAUAAGAUUCAAUAAUUAAGCCCACUUUAAAAUGGCAACGGAUGUGCAAAAAUUUUACAAAGACAAAAUAGUCUUUUUAACAGGCGGCAGUGGAUUCCUGGGAAAAGUGACCAUUGAGAAGCUGCUUCGCACCACUGAAGUGAGGCGCAUCUAUGUGCUGAUCCGCUCCAAGCGCGGUCAGGAAAUGCAGGAGCGAUGUGCCGCUUGGGAAGCAGAGCCUGUCUUCGUAAACCUAAUGAAAGUUGAUCCCGAGGCUUUGAAGCGGGUGGUGCCCCUUGGCGGUGACUGCCAGGAGCCGGAUCUUGGCCUGAGCAUCCCGGACCGCCAGUUGCUGGUGGAUGAGGUGCAGAUCGUGCUCCACAGUGCAGCCACUGUGCGCUUUGUGGAGCCGUUGCACAUUGCUUUGGCCAUCAAUACACGAGCCACUCGGCUAAUGAUUCAACUGGCCAAGGAGAUGCCCCACCUGGAGGCGUUUGUUCACGUGUCCACCGCGUUCUCCAACUGCGUGGUGGAGCACGUCAGCGAGCGCUUCUAUCCGGAGCACUUGACUUGUCCCGCCAAAAAGGUGCUGGAGCUGCACGACGGCAUCAGUGCCGAGUUGAUGGACAACAUGGCACCGGCACUGCUGGGCAGGUACCCCAAUACCUACACCUACACCAAGGCUCUGGCCGAGCAGCUGCUCCAGCAGGAGGCUGGAGAUCUGCCCAUCUGCAUCUUUCGCCCUGGCGUCAUUAUUGCCAGCUACAAGGAGCCCAUGAGCGGCUGGAUCGACAACCUCUACGGACCCAUUGCAGUGCUCUAUGGAGCAGCCAUCGGCGUACUGCGCGUCACACGGCUCAACUUAAAGGCCAAUGCCGGAAUCGUUCCGGUGGACUUCUGCGCCAACAUGUUGCUGACCUGCGCAUGGCACACGGCCCGGGAGAGCAGGAUGAAACUGCCCCCGGAGCCACCCAUCUACACAUUCACGCCCGCCCAGGACAACCUGAUCACCUGGGGCGGGUUCCGCAGCAAGGCGGCGCUGCUGAGGUCCAACUACCCACUCACCAAGAUGAUGUGGAUGCCGUUCCUGCACUGCACCACCAGUCCCUGGAUGUUCCGGUUACUGGCCUGCUUCUACCACUUGCUGCCCGGCUAUGCCAUCGAUCUGGUGCUUCGUCUGCGGGGUCGCAAGCCGCGCAUGAUCAAGCUGUACGACAAGAUACACAAGAAUAUCGACAUCCUGGUCCCCUUUGUGGACACGUCCUGGCACUUUGACACCUUCAACACCCACCAACUCUGGCGGCGUAUGUCCGCCGAGGACCGAGAGCUCUACGACUUUGACAUUGCCAGCAUCGAUUGGGACGACUACUUCCUACAAGCCCUGGCCGGAUUGCGCCUCUAUCUCGGCAAGGAUGAGCCGGAGAGUUUGGAAAGGGGCCACAAGAUCUUCAGAAGGUUCGUAUUUCUCCAUCGGAUCUUGCAGUUCACCUUGUGCAGCGGUGCUGCCGCCCUGCUUUGGCCCAUACUUAAACGCAUAUUCAGCCUAUUUAUUUGAGCGAACACACACUGGCACACACAAGGGAAGUAAGUUAAAUGUUUGUAAAUUAAUAAAUGUUUCGGCUCAAGAGUAAA
Messenger RNA from Drosophila gunungcola (fruit fly), 1690 nucleotides. Its product is annotated as fatty acyl-CoA reductase wat. Gene Ontology annotation, molecular function: alcohol-forming very long-chain fatty acyl-CoA reductase (NADP+) activity. Gene Ontology annotation, biological process: long-chain fatty-acyl-CoA metabolic process. Gene Ontology annotation, cellular component: peroxisome. NCBI's taxonomy places the organism in Eukaryota, Metazoa, Arthropoda, Insecta, Diptera, Drosophilidae. The record is from RefSeq and is a predicted model, not a curated record. Bases 111 to 1613 code for a protein of 500 amino acids. The transcript is spliced from 5 exons.